Andrographis paniculata is the source of this 1440-nucleotide messenger RNA. RefSeq names its product two-component response regulator ARR2-like. NCBI's taxonomy places the organism in Eukaryota, Viridiplantae, Streptophyta, Magnoliopsida, Lamiales, Acanthaceae. The transcript has 6 exons. Gene Ontology annotation, biological process: phosphorelay signal transduction system; cytokinin-activated signaling pathway. The record is from RefSeq and is a predicted model, not a curated record. Gene Ontology annotation, molecular function: DNA binding. Bases 1 to 1440 code for a protein of 479 amino acids.
AUGGGAAAUGUUUGGGGAGAAGGUUUUAAGUUUGGCGGUGGACCUUCAAUGGCUUCUGCGUCGUAUAUAUCGAUAAUGUCUGAAAUACAUGUUUUGCUGAUCGAUCAUGAAUCUGAAAGUCUCCUUAACGCUGGGAAAAUGCUCGAGUUGUGCCAAUAUAGAGUUACUCUUGUGGAACUCGCUUCUGCUGGAAUAACAAUGCUUCGAAAUGGGAACAUAAAAUUCGACAUUAUUUUGGCUAACAUCAACUCCCCCGACCUUCAUGGAUUCAAGCUUUUGGAACAAGCGGUGGACAUGUCUAUUCCCAUAGUUGCAAUGUCAAGCGAUGAAAACAUACUUGUAGCCAUGAGGGCAGUUGAAAUGGGGGCGACUCAAUUCAUACCAAAGCCGGUGAAAAUUGAUGCGAUAAAAGCACUUUGGCAACAUGUCUUGAAGGCCAAGAAUCGAAUGGUGAGAGAGAGGGAAAGAAUUAUGAUGGGACCGAGUAUUGGCGCGCAAGGUAUCCAAGUGCCUAUUCCUAAUGAGGGCGAUAAAGGAAAGGGGAAGAAAAAGAUCCGAGGAAGAAAAGAAGAUGGAUUUGAUUCGGAUCAUAUGAACAGUGGUAGAGUUCGAAGAAAAGUGUGUACUGAAUGGACUCAAGAAUUGCAUGAGAAAUUCAUGGCCUCGGUUCGACAACUUGGGGAAGGAAGAUGCUUCCCCAAAGAAAUUCUUGACCUAAUGAAUGUGCCUGGAUUGACAAGAAUGCAAGUAGCAAGUCAUCUCCAGAAAUGUCGGAACGACAACUGGAGAUCUCCGGAAGAGAGGAAGUCGAGCUGCCCGUCCGUUCCGCAAGAGUCUUCCGACACCGAAGGCGGCAGCUCCGGCGCCGGCGCCGUCGCCGGCGGCCUACCCAAAGCUAGGAGGUUCGGGUCCAUGCCUCGCUUGGUGGUGAAGUCUAACUCGACGGAUGCCGGCGACGGCGCCGCCAAGUCGACCCAAUCUGAAACGGAAAACGGGAACCCGAACCCGAAUCCGAACGAGACUGUGAACGAGAACGAUGAUACAGUGAAUGUAGGAAAUGACGAGAUUGCCCCUGACAAUUACGAAGGCCUAAUUAUGCAUCACGACGGCGCCGGCGGGUCUUCCUCCAAUGUUCGUCCUCCUCCUCCGCCGCCGCCGCCGCCGCAGCACGCGUCGACGCCGGCGGACGACUUCUUUAACAUCCCGGAAAUGGAUUGUCUGAUGCAGAACUUUCAAGGAUCGUCGUCGAUGAUGAUGAUAAUGGGAAACCCUAAUACUCCUGCUACUUCCGCUGCUGUUUCUUCUUCCGGAGGGUUCCAUUCCUUUGAGGCUUACCAACAACAGGGUCAUAUGGAGACGAGGAGCCAUUGGAACGCAGAAGGUAGUGGUGAGUUUGGGGGUGAUGCUUCAGAUACAGCUGCGGAAGGGAGAGGCCAUUAA